Papilio xuthus (Asian swallowtail) is the source of this 6880-nucleotide messenger RNA. RefSeq names its product voltage-dependent cation channel SC1 (gene SC1). Gene Ontology annotation, biological process: neuronal action potential; sodium ion transmembrane transport; membrane depolarization during action potential. Bases 1 to 6729 code for a protein of 2242 amino acids. Gene Ontology annotation, molecular function: voltage-gated sodium channel activity. Gene Ontology annotation, cellular component: plasma membrane; voltage-gated sodium channel complex. Lineage: Eukaryota; Metazoa; Arthropoda; Insecta; Lepidoptera; Papilionidae. The record is from RefSeq and is a predicted model, not a curated record. The transcript is spliced from 30 exons.
AUGGAGGAGGACGAGCGGCGGCUGUCAUUCGGGCCGCCAGCGCCGCUGCACUCGCCCGGCGAGGAGAUCGACGGCUCGCGGCUGCUCGGCGAGAUCGUGCGCACACUCGAGGCCACCAACCCGGAGGCGGCCGCCCCGCUGGCGGCCUCGCAGUCGCGCGAUGAGCUCGCGGAGGUGGCGCAGCGGCCGCGACGGGACGAGCUACGCAUCCCGCUGGACGUGACGUUCGCGGAGCCGACGAGUCGCGAGGGGCGUGACGGGCGCGACGCGCGGGACGGGCGCGAGGAGCCGCGCGCGCUGGUCACGCCGUUCACGCGCGAGUCGGCACGGCGCGCGGGCUCCCGCGGCGCGCAGCUGGUGCGCGAGUUUGGUUUCAUGCCGCGUCGCCGGCUCAGCGUGGAGGAUGGCGCGCGGCUGCCGCGCAAGUACGAGCCCUUCCCGCCCAACCUCUACGGACGACCGCUCGAGGAGAUUGACAAUUUUAUUUAUGACGAGACGUUCUGCGUUGUAUCGAAGAGGUUUCGCAAGAACUACAUCCAUCGGUUCACGGCGACGCGUUCACUGUUCUGGUGGUCGCCGUGGUCGCCAGUACGCCGCGCCUGUGUCUACCUCUCCACUAACCAGUACUUCGAUUACUUCGUCAUGGCCACUAUCCUGCUUAACUGUGUCUUCCUCGCCAUGUCGGAAACUAUCGAAGAAGCUGAGUACAUUUUUCUGGCAAUAUAUACGGCGGAAAUGAUAAUCAAAUGCAUAGCGAAAGGAUUCAUUCUCAACAAGUAUACGUACCUGAGGAAUCCAUGGAAUUGGCUGGACUUCGUGGUAAUCACUUCGGGGUACGCCACCAUCGGGAUGGAAGUCGGCAACCUGGCUGGAUUGAGGACCUUCAGGGUACUAAGAGCAUUGAAGACUGUUUCUAUAAUGCCUGGUCUAAAAACAAUCAUCAACGCGCUGCUACACUCGUUCAAGCAGCUCGCAGAGGUCAUGACCCUCACCAUCUUCUGCCUUAUGGUGUUCGCGUUGUUCGCUCUACAGGUCUACAUGGGGGAGCUCAGGAAUAAAUGUGUCAAGAAUCUAGUCGUUAAGCCUGGACAGAACUUUUCUGAUGAACUAUGGUUGCAAUGGAUCAGACAACCGUCUAACUGGAUGGUGAAUGAUGAAGAAAUACCAAUAAUAUGUGGUAACUUAACCGGUGCACGACACUGUCCACCGGAGUAUACGUGUCUGUGUGUGGGACCAAACCCAAACCACGGGUACACGAACUUUGACAACUUCCUAUGGUCUAUGCUUACCACUUUUCAACUCAUCACUUUAGACUAUUGGGAAAAUGUGUAUAAUAUGGUGCUGUCAUCUUGUGGUCCUAUGUCAGUGUCUUUUUUCACUGUUGUUGUGUUCUUUGGUUCGUUCUACCUCAUAAAUCUGAUGCUUGCUGUAGUGGCCUUGAGCUACGAAGAAGAAUCACAGAUUACACAAGAGGAAAGAAAAAAAGAUCUAAAUGAACACCGAGAUGACUCUACAUUCAGCUUUGAUCCAACGUCGCUGUCUGUGCGGACUCUGGCUAAAGAAUCCAAAAAACGCAUAGACGCACGGAAGGGACUUCUACUGUCUUCCUACUCCAGAAAGAGAACGAGAAGACGAAAGAGAGGGAAGAAUUCUAUACAUCAAGUGACAGCAGUUGCGGCUGUAUCAGAAAGGUCAAGAUCACGGUCUAGGUCAGUGACCCCGAGCGGGUCUCCGCCCCCGCCGCCGCCGCCACCACCUCCACCGCCGCCACACACAUUGCAUCCUGACAAUGCAUUAGGUCGUGGUGCAUUAAGUGUAGCUGGGCGUCAGCUAAGCGACCACAGUAACAACAGAGAGUCGUCACUUGACGACAGUGGCGUGGUGGACGACCACGACGAAGGCGAGCAUACAUCCGACGACCAGGCCCCGCACCCUCAUCCGCGGCGGACGCUACUGUUGCCUCCACCGGUACUGCCAUCCCAGCCGCCGACACCCGUACCUCAAAUACCACUGAUACAAGAAAGUCAUAUUCAAGAGACAACGCAAAGUAAUCCAACAAAAAUAGAAAAAAACUGUGAAAAGACAAAAAAGAAGGAAGAAAAAGGCAACGUGCAAGAUAAAUAUCCUCUUAAUCCUGAUUAUCUUAACCAGAUUGUGGUGUUAGGGGCGGACUGGCCAUACAAGCACGCGCCCGAUCUCCCCCAAGCGGAAACGACGAAAAUUAAUGAGCUCAGUUUAUUGGCAGCCACGCACAAAUCUCAUAUGGGCAAUUACGAGCAAAAUUGCACUUACUUCACAGAUGAACUCGUCGACAGAAAUUGUGAGUGCUGCGUUACUUGCUGUAUCGACUACGAGUCUUGGCUUCAGUUCCAGAACUGCUUGUAUGGAAUUGUAAAAGACCCGCUAUUUGAAUUAUUCAUCACUACUUGUAUAGUUCUAAACACACUAUUUCUUGCACUGGAACAUCACGGUAUGAGCGAAAAUGUCCGACAAGCUUUAGAUAUAGGGAAUAAGGUUUUUACCUCUAUAUUCACAUUGGAAUGUAUUAUGAAAGUAAUGGCGAUGAGUAAAGAUUUUUUUUCUUGUGGAUGGAAUAUUUUUGAUUUGAUAAUUGUGUCGGCAAGUUUACUAGAUCUUAUAUUUGAGCUUGUUGAUGGUUUAUCUGUAUUAAGAGGAUUGCGUUUGUUACGAGUUUUAAAAUUAGCUCAAUCAUGGACUACGAUGAAAGUGUUGUUAAGUAUUAUUAUAUCGACGAUAGGUGCUCUUGGUAAUUUGACGUUUGUUUUAGUAAUAGUUAUAUACAUAUUUGCUGUUAUCGGUAUGCAGUUAUUUUCUAAAUCUUACACACCUGAAAAGUUUGAUCCAGAUCCUGUCCCUAGGUGGAAUUUCAAUGAUUUCUUUCAUUCCUUCAUGAUGAUAUUUCGUAUUCUGUGUGGUGAAUGGAUUGAACCUUUGUGGGACUGCAUGCGAGCCGAGAGAGCGAGUGGGGCGGAGAGUUGUUUCUUCAUUUUCCUUCCCGCUCUCGUUAUGGGCAACUUUAUGGUGCUCAAUCUCUUCCUUGCCUUGCUCCUCAACAGUUUCAAUAGCGAGGAGCUUAAAAACAGAAAAGAGGAAGUUGGUGAAGAUUCAAAAUUAGCUAAAAGUUUUGAUAGAAUACGUUCUAUUGUAAGAAAAAAAGGUUUCCUUAUAUCAAGGAGUAAAGAGACUGAAAAAAAAACUAAAUUAGAAGAGCUAGUUAACGAAUUUAUGAUACAACAACGUGCCAUGAAGGAGAAAAAAUCAUCAAUACCUAGCGAACAAAGGUAUUCGUCGUCGGUCCAAGAAACUAUUCUAUUUCCUCAUGAUAAUAUUUAUAGUCACAGUUAUCAAGAAGCUUUAAACAGGCCAAUUUCAGUAGGAUCAGACUUUGCAUAUCCAAAUUUGUAUCAAGCAGGUAAUAAUUUAAAUCAUGGCAGCCAAGAAACUUUGAAAGAUGUUCGUGAUUUAGCAACUGAGCACAAAAUAACGAGUAUAAGAGAGGAUUCUAAAGAAAAUUUAGAUGACACCGCUUCGAUAACAAACCAAGUAGUUGCUCAACGUUUGUUAAAUCAAUCCUCGUCUGGAUACCACACGCAGCCAUCGGAUUCUAAGGAUGAGAAUGAACAAUAUGAAAUGGCUCAAAUGUCAAGCAGAACUACACCAGAUAAAAUAAGACGCCAGGGAAGAGAAUUGCCAAAUGUUCUAAGUAAAGAGACCAUAAAAAAACCUGACGAAGAAGACAUGAAACAUCCAUGGCAAACAUUAGUGUCUUACGUUGACGAGUUAACAAUUGGCGGAAGAAAAAACUCUAAAGGGCAAUAUAUUGAUGCAAUGGGUAAAUUUCCAGGCUUCGGAAAAAGAAAAGAACCAAAAGUUCCCCAGGAUUGUUUUCCUCGUCAAUGCUACACCGCAUGUUCUUGCUGGGAUGCAUGCAUCCAGACAAAACUAGGGCAACGUUGGAUGUUUAUUCGUACAUUUAUUUUACGUUACGUUGACACUCCGGCUUUCGAAUGGUUCGUCCUAGUUCUGAUUUUCGCGUCCAGUAUAACUCUGUGCUUUGAAGAUAUCCAUUUAGAAAAAAAUAUACCUCUAAAGAAAAUACUUUAUUGGACCAACCUGGGAUUCUGCAUGAUCUUCGUGAUUGAAAUGUUUCUAAAAUGGAUAGCGUUGGGAUUUUUUAGAUAUUUCACUAGUUUUUGGACGCUGUUGGAUUUUACUAUAGUUUUCGUUUCCGUGUUCAGUUUAUUAAUAGAAGAAAAUGAAAACCUCAAAGUGCUAAGAUCUCUAAGAACUUUGCGUGCUUUAAGACCGCUUCGUGCGAUAUCUCGAUGGCAAGGCAUGAGAAUAGUUGUUAACGCUUUGAUGUAUGCAAUACCGAGUAUUUUCAAUGUGCUAUUAGUGUGUUUAGUGUUUUGGUUAAUUUUUUCCAUAAUGGGUGUACAGUUUUUUGGUGGAAAGUUCUUCAAAUGUGUCGAUGACGAAGGAGAGUUACUGCCUUUAGAGGUUGUAAACGAUAAAUGGGAAUGUUAUUACAAUAAUUUUUCAUGGAUAAAUUCUAAGAUAUCUUUUGAUCACGUGGGGAUUGCGUAUCUAGCUCUGUUUCAAGUAGCCACAUUCGAGGGUUGGAUGGAAGUGAUGGCUGACGCCGUCGACGCUAGAGGCGUAGACCUACAGCCAGCUAGAGAAGCAAAUAUUUACGCUUACAUUUAUUUCGUUAUUUUUAUCGUAUGCGGUUCUUUUUUUACUUUAAACUUAUUCAUAGGAGUUAUCAUAGACAAUUUCAAUAUGCUCAAGAAAAAGUAUGAAGGUGGUGUUUUAGAAAUGUUUCUUACUGAAAGCCAAAAACAUUAUUACACGGCUAUGAAGAAAUUGGGAAGAAAGAAGCCUCAAAAAGUAAUAAAGAGGCCGAGGAACCAAUUUCUGGCGAUGUUCUAUGACCUGUCGAAUUCCCGCCGUUUCGAAAUAGCAAUUUUCGUGCUCAUUUUUCUAAACAUGCUCACAAUGGGUAUCGAACACUACGAUCAACCACAUUCAGUUUUCUUUGUAUUAGAAGUUAGUAAUGCUUUUUUUACGACUGUGUUUGGUUUAGAGGCAAUAGUUAAAAUAAUUGGUCUACGAUACCAUUAUUUUACGGUACCGUGGAACGUAUUCGACUUUCUUCUAGUUUUAGCUUCUAUCUUAGGCAUUGUUAUGGAGGACAUAAUGAUCGAUCUCCCCAUAUCUCCCACUUUACUGCGGGUAGUUCGCGUUUUCCGAAUCGGGAGAAUCUUAAGACUGAUUAAAGCCGCUAAGGGUAUUAGGAAACUUCUAUUCGCACUAGUAGUAUCUCUGCCAGCUCUAUUUAACAUAGGUGCCUUGCUCGCUUUAAUUACAUUCAUAUACGCCAUCAUCGGCAUGUCAGUGUUCGGACAUGUUAAAGAGCAGGGUGCAUUGGAUGAUAUUGUCAAUUUUCAAACAUUUGGUAGAAGUAUGCAGUUACUCUUUCGUCUUAUGACGUCAGCAGGUUGGAAUGAUGUACUGGAAUCGCUAAUGAUUCAGCCGCCUGAUUGUGAGUUAGGAGACAUUGGGCACAGCAACGGAAACUGUGGAAGUCCGCUUCUAGCAAUAACAUAUUUUACAUCUUUCAUAAUAAUAAGUUACAUGAUUGUGAUAAACAUGUACAUAGCGAUAAUUCUCGAGAACUUUAAUCAGGCACAUCAGGAAGAGGAGAUCGGUAUUGUGGAAGACGAUUUGGAAAUGUUUUAUAUUAGAUGGUCUAAAUACGAUCCCCAUGCGACCCAAUUCAUAAGUUUUGCUCAAUUAUCAGAUUUUAUAGCAUCUCUAGAUCCACCUUUAGGCAUAUCCAAGCCGAAUACAGUGGCAUUAGUUAGUUUUAAUCUUCCCAUCGCGAAAGGCAACAAAAUACAUUGUCUGGAUAUUCUCCAUGCGUUAGUUAAACAUGUGCUAGGUCAUGUAGAAGAAACGGAAACAUUUAGGCAACUUCAGGAACAGAUGGAUAUAAAGUUUAAGAAACAAUUCCCGACAAGGAAGGAGUUAGAGAUAGUGUCUUCCACUAGGAUAUGGAAACGCGAAGACAAAGCAGCGCGAACUAUACAACGAACUUGGAGAGAAUAUGUAAAGCGUAAGAACCGUAGCCCUUCAAACGAAGAGGAGAGCACGAAGUGGUCUCCCGGAGGUGGUUGGGGAGGACGUCUCAGCGCGUUACUGCAUGUUAGAAGAGGAUCACAUGCUUCCAGUAGAAAAUCUUCUAGAGCUUCUGAUGCUUCGGAUUUCAGCGACUUAGGUGGAGCCUGGCUGAAUCUGCCGCUCCUCUUGCUACCGGGCGCGGCGCCUGGUGAACAGCCGAGCGGGUCGGAUGGAGCACCGCCCCGUCGAAGGUCGGCUUACGGUUUGCCUUUGUUCCUUCGUCAUCAGGACGCAGUGGAUGAAGACUCCGGGCCGAAACGCGCAGAAAAACAAAUUGAGCGCAGAGUAAAGGAGGACCGUCAACCGCCGGCUCUGUUUCUUAGUUCACUUCGCUUGAUGUCACGUCGCAAUUCUGCGAGGAGGGCGACGACCCCCGUACGAGCUCGGACCCCCUCCCCAAAGGCCAACAGCUCCGUUAGCAUCCUGGUGACAGAGGCUUCCCCUGACGCAGCUCCGCCCCCAACAGCACCACCUACGGUCGUCAGAGUCCUCGUGCACCGAGAAAGUGAUGAACAACCCAGCUGAUCAAAAACAACCGAGUCUGAUGAAAAGGCUCCCGAUAGUUCAAUAGUCUUAGAUAAUAUUGAGUGAGAAGGUUUUUAAACUCGAAAAUUGUGUUCACACAUUCGAAUACGUGAUAUACUGUUUUUUUUGUAACAAAUAAUUUGAAGUAACC